Molecule: messenger RNA, 777 nt
Organism: Microdochium trichocladiopsis
Lineage: Eukaryota; Fungi; Ascomycota; Sordariomycetes; Xylariales; Microdochiaceae
Exons: 1
Coding region: 98-346 (82 amino acids)
Source: RefSeq, a predicted model, not a curated record
CCCCCCGCUGGGCACCCCCACGAAAUGCACAUAUCUAGAUUUGACAACCUCCUCCACAAAGAUGGAUAUAUACCCUCCCACGGGGUACGUAUAAAACAUGGAUGUAAACAAGCUUCUACAAAGCCUAAGACGGCGUGCAUGGAGGGGCGCUGCGAAUCCAACCCAGGGUUGUUGCUGCUGUCCAGGGGUUAAGCUACACUUGGUUCUCCCUGCCCUCCCCCCUUCCUUCUCCACGCUUUCCCCCCAAUCUAUUUCACAAUCUGACACUAGAUUGUGCUCGCGUGACCAUCUGAGUAUGUGGUCAGUCGGCAAAAGCAAAGAGCAAAAGCGAAGAGCCAAAGCUUAGGAUAAAAGCUUCAAACUCAAAGGAGGAUAGCAACGUGAUUCCAGAAACGUUACAUCGAUCACCGUCCUCCUCCCCCUCCUCCUCCUCCUUCUUGUUUCGAUUCUCCGAAGCUGCAGGUCCAUCUGUCUUGUGGAUGAUUGGAAGGUAUUAUUGCGCAAGACUUUAACACGGACAGUCCAUCGCCGAGAGGAUAGCCAGAUACUGGCAGUGCUGGUCGUAAGAUGCGUGUGUGUGGGUGUGUAUAAGAGAGAAAGAGAGAGUGAGAGCGAGAGAGAGAGAAGCUUCUCCGUGUUAGUCCCAGAUCGCGUCAAUCGAGUUCAUCGUGUGCGCAAUGAUUUCGGAGUACAUGGUCUCGAUAAGCCGGUUCUCGAGAAAGAACUAUGAUUGCGGGAUCAAAGUAGUCCACCGCCAAAUUCCUCCCCCCCCCCUUU